Salpingoeca rosetta is the source of this 2070-nucleotide messenger RNA. RefSeq lists its product as uncharacterized. The record is from RefSeq and is a predicted model, not a curated record. NCBI's taxonomy places the organism in Eukaryota, Choanoflagellata, Craspedida, Salpingoecidae. Bases 1 to 2070 code for a protein of 689 amino acids. The transcript is spliced from 2 exons.
AUGAAAUACACACUGUUUGUGCCAUGGACACAGGAAGAUGCAGGGCUGCAAGGCAAGACUGGCAAGAGGAAAGGUCCAAAUGCUCUAGAAUUGCUGCUGCUUGAAGAGCAGGAAGGACGGCAUGAAGAAGAGCACAACAAGACGGCCGGACAACAUCCAAUGACGAACCUGCAAACAAUGUUCCUGGUUCGGCGAUUUGCGAGGAGAAGGAAGAACAACACAAAGAGCAAGAAGGACAAACCAAGGAAGAGCAAGAAGGACAACACGAAGAGCAAGAACAAGCAGAGGAGGACGACGACACAUGGGAGGGCUGUGCCGGGGGCACGAUGCACCGCAGCUAUUGACUUUGGCACAACCAACAGCGGAGCCGCGUACAAGCUCGCACAGGCAAGCGACAACGACGUCACGGCGCUGCAGUUUCCUGGUGAAAGCAACAUCAAAGUGCCGACGAGCGUUGUUGUUGAGCGACAGGCGCCGCACAACGCUGUUGGGUUUGGGCCUUCAGCGACAAGCCGAUAUGAGGAAGGGCUGCACGCAAUCUUCCACCGCUUCAAGAUGCAGCUGUACAAGAACUCCCGCGCCAAGACGCUGAAGGCGGACGUGGGCGACCUGGAGCUGCCGACGGACUUGGUGAUUGCACGCUGCCUGGGGCUGCUCAAGGACAUGGUGCUGCAGCAGAUCAAGGACCGCAACGCACUCACGCUGAGCGCGUAUGAGGUGCAGUGGGUGCUGACGGUGCCUGCCAUCUGGGUGGAGUCGUCCAAGGCGCUGAUGCGGCGUGCGGCAUUCAAGGCCGGGCUGAUUGACACGGAGACCUCUGACCGGCUGCUGCUUGCGCUUGAGCCGGAGUGUGCUGCGCUGGACUGCCACGAGACGCUUGCUGCGGACCUGCUGAAGAAAAAGACCCGCUUUGUGGUGGUGGACUGUGGCGGGGGCACUGUGGACACGGCCGCGUUUGAGGUGAUGCAGCCGAAGCCGAACGUGCGGCUUGAGGCGGCGCUGCCACCGCGUGGCGGCAACUGGGGUUCCACCCGCAUUGACGAGAAGUUUCUGGAGUUCCUGCGCGAGCUGCUGGACAACCCGCCGUGCCUGCGCGCAAACACGUUUGCGGUGUUUGACAUGCUGACGAGCGUGUGGGAGGACCGCAAGGUGAACUUUGACGUGUCACGGCUGAGCGACCCCGACGCCAGGCUGCGCAUCAACCUCAACCCUGUGCUUCAAGAGAUGGACAGGCCACCCAAGCUGGUCGAUGCCGUGGCCCGGUACAACAGGAAGCACCCAGGCGCGAACCUCAAGUGCUUUGGUGCUGCAAGCCUGAAGCUGACCGCUGCGCACAUGAAGACGUUCUACGACGAGGUGCUGAAUGACAUCAAGACGCACGUGCGUGAGCUGCUGCGCGACAUGGGGCGGACGGACUAUGUUGUGCUUGUUGGCGGGUUUGGGGGUAGCAGCUUUGUGCGAGAUGCUGUGCGGGAGGUUGCAUCGGAAUCGGGUGUGCAGGUGCUGAUCCCACCCCGGCCUUGGGCCUCCAUUGUCAUGGGCGCCGUCAGGUUCGGUCUUUCCCGGGCUGGCUCGUGCGACCGUCAUGGUGCUGAACCUGCGCUCGUGAUUGUUCGGCGAUCACCUCUCACGUACGGCUUUGGCACGACCAAGAACGUCACAUCGUUCAAGGCUGAUCACCCUGGUGUAUCGUACGAUGGCCGGACUGAGUUCAAUCGAGACGCAGGUCAAGAUCAGGUCUUGGACGUGUUCAGUACAUUUGUGAAAGUGAAUGACCAAGUGCCUGUUGACCGCGAAGUCAAGCACACCGUGUACCCUCUCCGCCAUUCACAGACCAGUGUGCGAGUUGACCUGGUGUCCUGUCCCCGAAGUAACGUUGUGUUUACCGAUGAGCAUGAUGUGGAACAGCAUGGCUCGUGCGUCGUCGCCGUGACGGAGCGGGGCAACCGGUCCGAGAAACCAAUUGAUGUGAGCAUGAAGUUUGGAGAGACGGAGCUGAUGAUGUUCGUUCAUUCGCGCACAACUGGUGCCAAGGAGCGUGUGCUACUUGACUUUGACGCCACUGCUUGA